UAUUCCUGGUGGAUUGUUCUUUUAUUUCUUCCUGAAAUGCCUGGUAUUGCCGUUGCGAAUCUUCUCUGAGUCUGAAGCGUCCUGCCUGACAGGUUUGCUCGCACUCACCCAUGCCUUCCCUCAGUCCCUCUCAUCUCGCUUAGAUUCCGUCUCAUCAGGACCCAGUGACGUGAACUUGGGAGGAGGCGGCACCGGGCAUGGGCCUGGGAAGGGCUCACACCAGACAUGGAUGGAGACGGGGUGAGGGUCCCGUGGUGUCAGGGCUGUUGGGCAGCAGGGAUUGUUCAGGGGUCACAUCUGGAUGCACUGUCAGCUCUGUGCAAACCAUGAUAACAGAAGCUGCCCAUGAAGUCAGGUAUUACUGUGCACAAGCACCUGCUCACUAGCGUAGAAUAAGAACACUAAGAGGAAAGCUUUCCUGCCUCAUUUUUAGUGCAUUUGAGGCCGAACAAGUGAGUCAUUGUGUUUCCGACUCCAAACUCAUAAAGAAUGGGAACGGAAUGGAAAAUUUAGACGCUGAUAUUGGAAUUAGAUGAUUCUUUCAUUCCAUCAUCCAGUUUAAUGUAUGACAUCAACAUAAAUGGGUAACAAGAUUCAUUAAACUAGUCUCAGAAACUCUAUCCCAUGGAGACUGUGAUGCUCUUACAAGAAGCUUUGUCCGUCGGGUAUUGCAGGUGAGAAUGGUAUAUGGCAGAACAACCUUGCCGUUAGAGAGACUGGAACUGUAUUUUUGUUUUACCGGUUAUGAGUCAACAUUUCGUUUCUUUUAUUUUAAACAUGGCAUCAUGUAUAUAUUUGUUUUAUAGUGAAACAAUACAUUUAUGCGCCAAGAGGUAAAGCAUCCCUUUUCCUGUCCAGCCUUCCACCCUCCCUCACAUCUCAGUGGGAAGCCACUGUUCUCAGUUGUGUGGGAAGGGUCAGUGCGAGUCCUGUAGAAAUGUAUUUUGACAUCAUUAUGAGAUUUCAACAAAUUCCUCAGUGAAUGUUUGGUUGUGUUAUGUUAACCUGCAAGUUUUGAACAUUGACAUGUUUUCGUGUUAGGAAACAGGAGCUCACUUUUCUACAUCCUUGUCGGAGCAUUCUGGGAAUGAAGACAGGUACGGUUGACAUUUAGGGAUGUGGCCAUAGAAUUCUCUCAGGAGGAGUGGAAAUGCCUGGACCCUGCUCAGAGGACUCUAUACAGGGACGUGAUGUUGGAGAACUACUGGAACCUGGUUUCUCUGGGACUGUGUCAUUUUGAUAUGAAUAUUAUCUCCAUGUUGGAGGAAGGGAAAGAGCCCUGGACUGUGAAGAACUGUGUGAAAAUAGCAAGAAAACCAAGACUGCGGGAAUGUGUCGAAGGUGUGAUCACAGAUAUCCCUCCUAAAUGUACAACCAAGGAUUUGCUACCAAAAGAGAAGAGCAGUACAGAAGCAGUAUUCCACACAGUGAUGUUGGAAAGACACGAAAGCCCUGACAUUGAAGACUUUUCCUUCAAGGAACUUCAGAAAAAUAUGCAUGACUUUGAGUGUCAAUGGAGAGAUGACACAGGAAAUUACAAGGGAGUGCUUAUGACCCAGAAAGAACGUAAAAGAGAUCAGCGCGACAGAAGAGACUUAGAAAACAAGCUUAUUAACAAUCAGCUGGGAGUAAACUUUCAUUCGCAUCUGCCUGAACUGCAGCUAUUUCAAGGUGAAGGGAAAAUGUAUGAAUGUAAGCAAGUUGAGAAGUCUACGAACAAUGGUUCCUCAGUGUCACCACUUCAACAAAUUCCUUCUAGUGUCCAAACCCACAGGUCUAAAAAAUAUCAUGAACUUAACCAUUUUUCAUUACUCACACAAAGACGAAAAGCAAACAGUUGUGGAAAACCUUACAAGUGUAAUGAAUGUGGCAAGGCGUUCACUCAGAAUUCAAACCUUACAAGUCAUAGGAGAAUUCAUAGUGGAGAGAAGCCUUACAAAUGCAGUGAGUGUGGCAAAACCUUUACUGUUCGUUCAAAUCUAACUAUUCAUCAGGUCAUCCAUACUGGAGAGAAACCUUACAAAUGUCAUGAGUGUGGCAAGGUCUUCAGGCACAAUUCAUACCUUGCAACUCAUCGGCGAAUUCAUACUGGAGAGAAACCUUACAAGUGUAAUGAGUGUGGAAAAGCCUUUAGAGGACAUUCAAACCUAACUACCCAUCAGUUAAUUCAUACUGGAGAAAAACCAUUCAAAUGUAAUGAAUGUGGCAAGCUCUUCACUCAAAAUUCACACCUUAUAAGUCAUUGGAGAAUUCACACUGGAGAGAAACCUUACAAGUGCAAUGAGUGCGGCAAAGCCUUCAGUGUUCGUUCAAGCCUAGCUAUUCAUCAGACAAUCCACACUGGAGAAAAACCUUACAAAUGUAAUGAAUGUGGCAAAGUCUUUAGGUACAAUUCGUACCUCGGAAGGCAUCGGAGGGUUCAUACUGGUGAGAAACCUUACAAGUGUAAUGAAUGUGGCAAAGCCUUUAGUAUGCAUUCAAACCUAGCUACCCAUCAGGUCAUCCAUACUGGAACAAAACCUUUCAAAUGCAAUGAAUGCAGCAAGGUUUUCACUCAAAAUUCACAACUUGCAAAUCAUCGAAGAAUUCAUACUGGCGAGAAACCUUACAAGUGUAAUGAGUGUGGGAAAGCCUUCAGUGUUCGUUCAAGUCUGACUACCCAUCAGGCAAUCCACUCUGGAGAGAAACCUUACAAAUGUAUUGAAUGUGGCAAGAGCUUCACUCAAAAAUCACACCUUAGAAGUCAUCGGGGAAUUCAUUCUGGAGAGAAACCUUACAAGUGUAAUGAAUGUGGGAAAGUCUUCGCUCAAACGUCACAACUUGCAAGGCACUGGAGAGUUCAUACUGGAGAAAAACCUUACAAGUGUAAUGACUGUGGCAGAGCCUUUAGUGAUCGUUCAAGCCUAACUUUUCAUCAGGCAAUACAUACUGGAGAGAAACCUUACAAAUGUCAUGAAUGCGGCAAGGUUUUUAGGCACAAUUCAUACCUUGCAACUCAUCGGCGAAUUCAUACGGGAGAGAAACCUUACAAGUGUAAUGAGUGUGGCAAAGCCUUUAGUAUGCAUUCAAACCUAACUACCCAUAAGGUCAUCCACACUGGAGAGAAGCCUUACAAAUGUAAUGAAUGUGGCAAGGUCUUCACUCAAAAUUCACACCUUGCAAAUCAUCAAAGGACUCACACCGGAGAGAAACCUUACCGAUGCAAUGAGUGUGGGAAAGCCUUCAGUGUUCGUUCAAGCCUAACCACCCAUCAGGCAAUCCAUACUGGGAAAAAACCUUACAAAUGUAAUGAAUGUGGCAAGGUCUUUACUCAAAAUGCGCACCUGGCAAAUCACCGAAGAAUUCAUACUGGAGAGAAACCUUACAGGUGUACAGAGUGUGGGAAAGCCUUUAGGGUAAGGUCAAGUCUAACUACCCAUAUGGCAAUCCACACUGGAGAAAAACGUUACAAAUGUAAUGAAUGUGGCAAGGUCUUCAGGCAGAGUUCAAAUCUUGCAAGUCAUCACAGAAUGCAUACCGGAGAGAAACCUUACAAAUGAGUGUGGUGAGGUCAUUAGGUACAAUUCACUCUUUUCACAUCAGUUAAUUCAUUCUUGACAGAAUCCUUACAAAUGCAGUGACAGUGGCUAAUCCCUCAUGGGUUGAAGCAUUAAUAGAUACGAGAGGCCGUAAGCAAGAGACAUCAUGUAAACAUGUGGCAGAGGGUUUAUCCAGGCCUCGCAGGUUACUAAGCAUCAAAAUUUAUAUCUUUGAUGAAACCAAACAAAUGUAAUAUGCAUCCUUAGGCCAUUACCCAGUGACUGACGGUAAGUGAGAAUUCCUAUGAGGAAUAAGUCUCUGGUUUCCCUGUUUGCCUUUGAUAUUAUACACUGUAGAAUACUCACCAGUCCAAAUAUGCUAAAAAUUAUAUUUUUUAACUCAUAUAUGAAAAGAUUGCAGGAUAUUUGUAGGCAGUCAGUUACCUUCACCUUAUGAAAUGUUUUAUUGAGUUAUUUAAGGUUUUUUGGAAAGCCUGCUGUUGAGUUUCAAUGUGAACUUUGAAAUCUGUUAUUGUGCAUCCUUACACACCUUCCAUGGUGGUUUCUUGGAAAGAUCAUUGGGAUGGAAGGAUCAUCGAUUGGGUGAAGAUCAUUAAUUAGGUGAAGGAUUAUUUCUAUCCAAUUUGUGAAGAAGGAGGACUUUGCUUUUAAAAUCAAGUAUUGUCGGAAUUAGCAUUUGGGAGUGGCAAAAAACAAUGUAAAACCAUGAUGUCACUCACCAUUCUUAUAAUGUUCAGGGUGCCUUUCUCCUACCAGGAGAGUACUGUGGCUUAGAAGAAAGAAAUGGUCUAUCAACUGAACAUGAAAUGGAGCAGGCCAAGACCCUAGGACAUUGGGAUUUUUGUGGGAGGAGAGUAAUAGGUAAUUAGACACUGAUUGUGUGGUAGAAAUACUGCAGGGGAAAAGGUCGCCCCCUUAUCCAUUAAAGAGCAAUACCUGUUGUUUAGCAAAGAGUGAUGAAAAAUUGAUCUUGUUUUUGAAAUUGAAGAGAGAGGCCAGGCGCAGUGGCUCACACCUGUAAUCCCAGCACUUUGGGAGGCUGAGGUAGGUGGAUCACCUGAGGUCGGGAGUUUGAGACCAGCCUGACCAACAUGGAGAAACCCCAUCUCUACUAAAAAUACAAAAUUAGCUGGGCAUGUUGGUAGGUGCCUGUAAUCCCAGCUACUUGGGAGGCUGAGGCAGGAGAAUCGCUUGAACCCGGGAGGCGGAGGUUGUGGUGAGCCAAGAUCAUGCCAUUGCACUCCAGCCUGGGCAACAAGAACAAAACUCCAUCUAAAAAAGAAAGAAAUUGAAGAGAGAGUAGUCAGAGUGAAGAGUUUAAUCAACAGAAGUAGAGUAACAUAUUCUUUAGUAGAACUCACAUUAUCUGCUUAAAGCACACUUUGCUAAUGUUUUAUUCAGAAUGUAUCAUAGAUAUAAUGUUUUAACUAAUAAAAUAGAAUGGUUUUUCUCUAUGAAUGAAUCACAUUCUUUCUGCCAACAUAGUUUUAUCCUGUCUCAGUAGGAUACUUCAUAACAUAAUAACAAUGCACCACUAGACUCUUAAAGGAUCAAGAACAAUUUUUUUCAUGGUGAAAUCAAAUAACACAGUUUUGGAAACCUAUAACCACAUUUUGCGCUUGAAUUAUGUGCCCCACACUGUGGCUUAGGAUACUUUUGGGGGUAUAAUGAAAAUCUUACUGAAAGUUAAUUUCACAUUCUUACACCCCAAAACCUGCAUUGCCAUUGAUGCAUAUGCACCAUAUUAUUAUAUUUCCACAUCAGUUUCUUGUAUGCCAAGUAAGACCUAUGCUAUGCAUCUUUUUUUCCAUGAAGUGAAAAUACAUAGUAAGAAUAUGGGAAAUAAAAGUUAGGCCAGGCACGGUGGCUCACGCCUGUAAUCCUAGCACUUUGGGAGGCCAAGGCAAGCAGAUCACCCGAGGUCAGGAGAAACCAGCCUGGCCAGCAUAGUGAAACCCCUUCUCUACUAAAAAUACAAAAUUAGCUGGGCUUAGUGGCGCAUGCCUGUAGUCCCAGCUAUUUGGGAGGCUGAGGCAGGAGAAUUGCUUGAACCUGGGAGGUGGAGGUUGCAGUGAGCUGAGAUCAUGCCAUUACACUCCAGCGUGGGCACCAAGAGCGAAUCUCGGUCUCAAAAAAAAAAAAAAAUUUUUUUUUAAAGUUGGCCAGGCAUGGUGGCUCACGCCUGUAAUGCCAGCAGUUUGGGAGGCUGAGGCAGGUAGAUUACUUCAGGUCAGGAGUUCAAGACCAAACUGGCCAACAUGGUGAAACCCCAUCUCUACUAAAAAUACAAAAAAGUUAGCCAGAUGUGGUGGCGCACGCCUGUAAAUCCCAGCUACUUGGCAGGCUGAGGCAGGAGAAUGGCUUGAACCCAGGAGGCAGGGGCUGCAGUGAGCUGAGAUUGCGCCACCGCACUCCAACCUGGGCAACAAGAGCAAAACUGUCUCAAAAAAAAAAGUGGAGAAUAAAAAUAAAACCUCCUUCAUGAUGUUCUUGGAAUAUUGAUAUAAUUUGAAAAGAUUAAUGUUCGUGAGUUUCCUCUUAAGAGUGAAUAUAGAAAAUGAGAGUUUUGUUUUGGGAGAUAAACUAGGAACAUGUAUGUUUGCUUAUCACACACAGGCAUGACUCUCCCAUAACCUGUUGAGUAUGUUUACUUAAUAUUCAACAUACUGCUAUUCAGCAUAAAUUCCUGCAGCAGCUUUCCUCCUCUGAACUACCUGUGUUGCUUCUGGUAGAGACCAUGCUUCCCACCCUGCCAGAUGGCUAGCCUGCAGGCUGUGACCCUUUGUAAGAAACAAAGGUCUCCUUGCUAAAAUUAGACAUUUUUUGACCUUUUUGGUCAAUGCUGUUAAGGGUUUCUUGGUGGACACACUGCGGCAUCCUGAAGCAAUGUGGCACAUCAUUGUGAGAGUGCUGAGUAUACUGUUUGCUCAGGUCUCUCUUCUUCCUAUAAAACCAUCACUUCUGUUCCCAUGAUAACACAGUCCAUUAAUCUGUGCAUGGAUUGAUUCAUUCAUGACAGCAGAACUCUCAUGAUCCAGUGACCUCUUAAAGGCUCCACCUCUCAAUAUGGCCACACCGGGGACCAAGUUUCCAAAUGAGUUUUGUUGGGGAUAUUCAAACCAGAGGAGUAUUGUAUUUUAUUUUCAAUUUCCAUGUAUUAAUUGCUAGUAUAUAGAAAUAAAGUAGUUUUUGUAUGUUAA
This is a messenger RNA of Cercocebus atys (sooty mangabey), 6739 nucleotides long. RefSeq names its product zinc finger protein 160 (gene ZNF160). The record is from RefSeq and is a predicted model, not a curated record. NCBI's taxonomy places the organism in Eukaryota, Metazoa, Chordata, Mammalia, Primates, Cercopithecidae. The transcript has 4 exons. Gene Ontology annotation, molecular function: DNA-binding transcription factor activity, RNA polymerase II-specific; RNA polymerase II transcription regulatory region sequence-specific DNA binding. Gene Ontology annotation, cellular component: nucleus. The coding region runs from base 1191 to 3539 and encodes 782 amino acids. Gene Ontology annotation, biological process: regulation of transcription by RNA polymerase II.